CCAUCGGAGAUUAGAUCUAAGCCGUUCAUUUUAUCAACAAAAUAUAAAUGCGAGAAGCCUAGAACCUUCUGACCUUGAGCUCUUAUAUAUUUUCUCUUCCGUUACACUCCCCACAUUUGCUAGAUUGCUCUUGCACUGAACCCCGUCUCGUCGGAGCUUUUUUAUAUCGGAUUCUAUAGCUGAGCUUAUCUGCCAUGGGGAAGUCUUAUCCAACUGUGAGUGCCGAGUACCAGAAAGCUGUAGAGAAAUGCAAGAGGAAGCUUAGAGGACUCAUUGCUGAGAAGGGAUGUGCUCCACUCAUGCUUCGCAUAGCAUGGCAUUCAGCAGGUACUUAUGAUGUGAAGAGUAAAACAGGAGGUCCCUUUGGUACAAUGAAGCAUCCUGAGGAACUCAAACAUGGAGCAAACAAUGGCCUUGACAUCGCUGUUAGGCUUUUGGAGCCAAUCAAGGAGCAGUUUCCCAUCCUCACAUAUGCUGAUUUCUAUCAGUUGGCUGGAGUUGUGGCUGUGGAGAUUACUGGUGGCCCUGAAGUACCUUUUCAUCCCGGGAGGGAGGAUAAGCCAAACCCUCCUCCUGAAGGUCGCUUGCCUGAUGCUACAAAGGGCUCUGAUCACUUGAGAACUGUUUUUGGAGAGCAAAUGGGGCUGAGUGAUAAAGACAUUGUUGCCCUAUCUGGUGGUCACACCCUGGGCAAAUGCCACAAGGAACGUUCUGGAUUUGAGGGGGCGUGGACUUCCAACCCUCUCAUAUUUGACAAUUCUUACUUCAAGGAGCUUCUUUCUGGGGAGAAGGAAGGUCUCCUCCAGCUUCCAACUGAUAAGACACUUCUGGAAGACCCAGUCUUUCGACCUCUUGUUGAAAAAUAUGCUGCGGAUGAGGAUGCCUUCUUUGCUGACUAUGCAGAAGCCCAUUUGAAGCUCUCCGAGCUUGGGUUUGCCGAAUGUUAAGAUUUACUCGAGGAAAGCUAGGGCAUUUAGACUGCUUGAGCCCACAUCACAUUUUCAAUUCUUGGUUGCCUAGCUGUAGUAUCCAUCUACUUUGCUCCAUAUCUACAAUAUAUUGAAUAAUACAAGUAUGUUUUUUUGUGGCUGAUUGCUCUCUACGAUGUAAUACACUCAAAGAAUUGUCUCGAAAAAUGCCUUUAAACUCUUGCUAAUGCCUUAUUGUAUCAAACAGUCCGUGUCAUCACUUGAUUUGUGUUGAUCUUUAUAUUACUGCACUAUAUCCUGUGAUUGGAGCUAAAUUGUAGCGGGAUUUGAACCCACGUAGGCACGUACCAGUGCAAAAAUGUUGUACAAACUACAAAUACUACAUGAUACUAGGGGUGUAAACGAGCCGAGCCGAGCCCGAACUCGAGUUCGGCUCGUCAGCUUUGCCUAAAGACCGAGCCACUCGAGAUCGACUCGAAAGAGCAUUUUAAUCGCAGAUCUCGCAAAUGGGCUUCCUGUCUUAUGCCGUAAUGGUUUGUGGGAGAUUAGCCAUACUUUAUAGAUGGAUAGCACGGGUAACUUUUCCUCACUUUCCGGUGUGGGAAAGAUAAUCUUGGAGGUUUAAAAUAUAAACGUAGUAUGAAGAAGUGGACUUGCGAAC
Messenger RNA from Cuscuta epithymum, 1590 nucleotides. NCBI's taxonomy places the organism in Eukaryota, Viridiplantae, Streptophyta, Magnoliopsida, Solanales, Convolvulaceae. The record is from the annotation of a GenBank genome assembly.